CCAGCCUUCCAUCCUCCCUCUCUCCUCUCGCCAUCGUCGUCGUCGUCGGUUUUCCUCGACCCCUCCUAACCUUAAUUUAGAUGACCCAAGCAAGGUCUUGAGUCACGUGAGGAAAAUGUGCAGGAAUGGUGGUGUGUUUUCGAGCGUCGGCGAUGCCCAGCGUUGCUUCGUUGCAAUGAUGAAGACGCACCCUUUGCCUUCCCCCCGGGAUUUCAGUCUUCUGUUGGGUGCUGUAGUGAGGAUGAAGCACUACUCGAUUGCCAUCCGCUUUGAUUGAGCAGCUGCGUUCGUUAGGAGUUGAAGAUCAUAUUUGGUUAAAUAUUUCGUUGAAUUGCUUCUGUCGGUUAAAGCGGAUCGAUUUGGGUUUGUCUAUCCUGGGCAGAAUCUUGAAGCUUGGGUUUCCCAUCGAUGUGGUGGCUUCGAGUACCUUAAUUGAUGGUCUCUUUAUUCCGGGCAAAACUGAGCAAGCGUUGAGGUUCCUCGAUGAUAUGGGGCGAAAUGGCCCCGAACCUAAUGAGACCACGUAUGCCAUAAUCGCAAAGGGGUUAUGCAGGGCUGGUAACACUAGAUUGGCGAUUGAAUUGCUGAUGGACUGGGAAGAGAGAAGCUGCAGCAUCAAUUCCUUCGCAUACAACAUAGUGAUCGAUGGUCUUUGCAAGGAGGGAUUGGUCACAGAGGCGUUGAGACUCCACGGCAUUAUGAGCAAGAAAGGCAUCGAACCAGAUGUUGUUACUUAUAACUCCUUGAUCCACAGUAUGUGUGAUGUGGGCCAGAUGGAAGAUGCUCUGGCAUUGUUGGAAGAGAUGACGAGCAGAGGCAUCCAACCCGACAGAUUCACUUAUAACUCAUUGGUCCAUUGCUUAUGCAACCGAGGCCAAUGGAAAGAUGCUAUGGUCUUGUUGGAGAAGAUGAUGAAAGCAGGAAUCGAACCGGACGUCGUUACUUAUACCUCCGUCAUUCAAGGAGUUUGCAAUUCCGGCCAUUUGGAAGAGGCUCGAAGACUGCUGAGUCAUAUGGUGCAAAGCAGAGUCAUGCCUAACGUUCUAACCUUCGGUAUCCUGGUGGAUGCACAUUGUAAAGAGGGAUUGCUUGUAGAGGCAGAGGCCAUAGUCGACCAGAUGAUUCAAUUAGGUAAAAUGCCUAAUAGUGUCGCUUAUAAUGCAUUGUUGAAUGGUUAUUGUUUGCAAAAUAGGAUGAAAGAUGCAGUGGAAGUGCUUAAUUUGAUGGUUGAAAGAGGCUGCUCACCUACUGUUGUUACUUAUAACACCUUGAUUAACGGAUACUGCAAAGCGAAAAGAAUGGACAAGUCAAAGAUGCUUUUCCAAGAAAUGCUCCAAAGGGGCCUGAUUCCUAAUGUCAUAACAUACAGCACUCUCGUGGACGGAUUUUGCAAGGUUGGGAACCUUGAAGCUGCAGAGGAGUUAAUUAACAAGAUGCAGUCUCGCGAUCUCUCUCUAAAUCAUUAUAUCUUGAAUUCUUUCCUGGAUGGCUUAUGUAAAAUGCAGCAGAUUGACAAGGCCAUGAUAUUACUUCAAAAGAUGGAAGAUUCCAAAUUUGUCCCAGACAUCAUGACUUACAGUAUCCUAAUAAAUGGCAUGUGUAAUGCCGGAAAGCUCGACGAUGCAAUAGGGCUGUUUGAUUGUUUGCAUGCUCGAGGGUUGCAACCUGAUGUGUGGAUGUAUAGUAUUGUCAUGUGUAGAUUGUGCAAAGGAGGACGCACGGAGGAAGCAUAUCAGCUGCUAAAGGAGAUGCAAGGAAAUGGAUGCCUUCCAAAUGGUGUCACUUAUAACACUAUCAUCCAAGGACUACUAAGAAGUAAAGAAAACAGGAGAGCAGCGCAACUUGUCGGUGAAAUGAUCGAAAGGGGUUUUUCUGCAAAUGUAGGGACGAUGGAGUUGUGGGUUAAAUAUCUCGUGACAACUAGAACUUCUUCCUCUUCUGGCUGAUCUCUCAAUUGUGUUUGAGAUCUGUCCACUUUUUCAUCUGGAAUGUGAUAAAUUGUAAAACAGAUAAACGGCAAGUUUUCUUUGUCACAUCAUCCCAUGGAGUCGCAUGUGCCAUUUAUCAAGUUGUUUUUAAGUCCAGGGGAUUAUUUCUCUUGCUUCAUUAUAAGGCUUUUGGAGGGGUGUAAGGUAGAUUUUGUUUGUCAUAUAGCUGGGUAGUGUGGGGAAUUGCUGUAUUUAAGUGGUACACGUACUUGUCAGUUAGUGCUUCUGUUGCCUAAUAUUUAUCAAACAGCUGAAAUUCAUGCCAAUGAUCAAGCGGUGCGAGGAUGCUCUUGCAUUAAAUAGAUGUUAAUAGCAGUAACUUUUCAAUGUACUAAAGUGGUGCAAUUCAGAUGUUAAUAGCAACCACUUUACCAUGUGCUAAA
Eucalyptus grandis is the source of this 2371-nucleotide messenger RNA. Its product is annotated as pentatricopeptide repeat-containing protein At1g62930, chloroplastic. Bases 489 to 1946 code for a protein of 485 amino acids. Gene Ontology annotation, molecular function: protein binding. The record is from RefSeq and is a predicted model, not a curated record. The transcript has a single exon. NCBI's taxonomy places the organism in Eukaryota, Viridiplantae, Streptophyta, Magnoliopsida, Myrtales, Myrtaceae.